UCAGGGUUUGUAAACCAUCAGAGGAUUUAAUCUGAAUAAAAUCUGUUCAUCAGAUGUGUUUAGUGAGUCGGUGUCGGCGAUGGAGGGAGAUUCUGUCACUUUAUACACUGAUGUUGCUGAAAUACGUGAAGGUAGCAACAUAGUGUGGAAAUAUGGAGCUGGAAAUUCUCGCAUAGCUAAAAUUAAGAAAUAUAAGCAUUUUGUUCCGGAAUAUAAUGAUACUUAUGAGAGAUUCAGAGACAGACUGAAGCUGGACGAUCAAACUGGAUCUCUGACCAUCAUGAACAUCUCAACUCAACACGCUGGAGAUUAUCAAGUAGAGAUAAAUGGAGCAAAACUGACAUCAAAAACAUUCAGUGUUUCUGUCUAUGCUCGUCUGCCUGUUCCUGUCAUCAUCACUAACUCUUCAAACUGUUCUUCAUCAUCAUCAUCUUCUUCAUUGUUGUGUUCGGUGGUGAACGUGGGUCAUGUGACUCUCUCCUGGUACAAAGGAAACAGUUUAUUGUCCAGCAUCAGUGUGUCUGAUCUCAGCAUCAGUCUCUCUCUACCUCUGGAGGUGGAAUAUCAGGAUAAAAACACCUACAGCUGUGUGAUCAACAACCCCAUCAGAAACCAGACCACACAUCUGGACAUCAGUCGACUCUGUCACACGUGUUCAGGUACAACAGAGCUGAUGUAUGUGUUUAAUUACUGAGCUGAUCUCUGUGUUCUG
This is a messenger RNA of Puntigrus tetrazona (Sumatra barb), 712 nucleotides long. RefSeq names its product SLAM family member 5. The transcript has 2 exons. NCBI's taxonomy places the organism in Eukaryota, Metazoa, Chordata, Actinopteri, Cypriniformes, Cyprinidae. The record is from RefSeq and is a predicted model, not a curated record. Bases 80 to 694 code for a protein of 204 amino acids.